Klebsormidium nitens is the source of this 846-nucleotide messenger RNA. NCBI's taxonomy places the organism in Eukaryota, Viridiplantae, Streptophyta, Klebsormidiophyceae, Klebsormidiales, Klebsormidiaceae. The record is from the annotation of a GenBank genome assembly.
GAGCAGCUUAGGCUUGGCAACCACAUUUCCUGCUUUUCUUCAAUGCUGCCUUUCUUCCAAUCCUCUUCCAAUCAGGUUGCCAGCACCUCCGCCUUAAGUUUUUCCAUGUCACUUUCCCCUUCCUUGUCAGGCUCUCUACCAACUGCGCAUUUCAAUCAAAUUGAGGCACUUCUUGGAUCAAUCAGGCUCUGAAGUUCAGCGCUCCAUCUUUUCAUAUGACUACCUCGGCGGCUCCCCUUGGCACCCCCCUUGCGCAUGAAGAUGUUCUCAAGCUCCAAGCGGAGCUGGCGGAGAUAGGCAUCCUGCAAGAGAAACUGAUCUUGCUCAGACAGGAGCUUCUCAAUUUGGACAGGAAACAGAUUGCGAAUCGAGAAGCACUAGCUGCACUGCAACGGCGGGCCAGAGAGCAAGAAGCCACCAGAAAGGGCGCCAGCAACAGUAGUGGAAUAUGCACAUCCUGCGGAGCUGAAGGAGGGGGCAUGCAUGAGCCUGUGUGGUUGGCGGCGGCCCCUAGCAGUGCCUUUGUGCUGCUGCCGCAUCAAAGGGCAGUCCGUCAGCUGGAGCAGGAUCAAGAAAGCUUGAAAUCGAAGUUUAAGCAGCUAAAAGUUGGUGAGAGAAAGCUUGAAAGCCUUUUAUCUGAAAAGGCCAGUCAAGCAUCUCAAAGUUCUUCAGAUCCUGGAGUCCUACAAACGCUUCUGUCCGUGAGAUAGUUGUGGGCAUGAUCGAUCUGAUGGUUCUGGAGUCCUUAAGAUCGGAUUAACCUCACAGAUAUGGUGCUUGGAUAUGGUGCAUCCAAUCGAGUGUUGAAAGCAGGCCGAAUUGCACAUGUUGAGGUGUCAUGCAAGG